Neltuma alba is the source of this 5727-nucleotide messenger RNA. Its product is annotated as protein TIME FOR COFFEE. The transcript has 12 exons. Gene Ontology annotation, biological process: regulation of circadian rhythm. The record is from RefSeq and is a predicted model, not a curated record. Gene Ontology annotation, cellular component: nucleus. The coding region runs from base 265 to 4926 and encodes 1553 amino acids. Lineage: Eukaryota; Viridiplantae; Streptophyta; Magnoliopsida; Fabales; Fabaceae.
AAGAAAGGGGAGAGAGCCAGCGCUGGAGCAGCAGCGACUCACAAGACACAACACAUGCUCAAGAUAAGAAGGAGAAGAAGCAGCAGCAGCAGCAGCCUCCUCUCCUCCCACACGACUCUUCUUCCCUUUACACAAUCAUCAAAUUCACUCUCCAAUUUUGGUGGCCCUCAGUCUUAUUAACCGCUGAUUAUUCUUCCUCAUGAAAGAUGAGGUGAAUCUUGUGGUUGUGGAUGAUUCGGUGGUGUCACAGACUCAAAGCGUCGAAUGGACAGAAGCAGAGAAGCUAGGAGAAACACUAUGGCUGCCAAUGGUUUGUCCAGAAGGAGACACAGGACUCACACUUUCAGAGACUCCCCUGAGGAAGAUGGACUUGUGGAGCUCCAGGACCCAACCAGGCUCAGAGAUCGAGGGACUGCGAAAAAGGAUCGAGAUCGCGAGAGGGACAGAGAUAGAGACAGAGAGCGCGAGAGGGAUCGAUCGAGUCGCACCAAGAGGAGGAGAGGGGAUAGGUUGAUGCACGGCAACAAUAGAGAAGAUGGUGGAGAAGAUAGCUCGGAGGAGAGUGUCAACGAUGAUGAAGAAGACGAGGAUGAUGAUGUUGGCGGUGGUUCAGUAAGAAUGCUUCCGCUCAACCCAUCAUCGUUAUCGUCCUCCUUAUCGAACCAUCGGAAGAGCUUUCCCGCGGCGAAAGAUUUUAGAGCAGCGUCGACUUGGAAGGCCGCCGAUGAGAUGAUUGGGGUCUUGGUUCCUAGGAAGGCACGGUCAGCGUCUACGAAGAGAUUGCAUGAAUGUUGGGCUUCAAAUGGUGGAAUAGUGGGGGAGCAAUUCCACAGGCAAGCGUCAACUUCUCCUGUGAGAACAAGCGUAACAGCGACGGGGAUGGGACCUUCUCCAUCUCCGGCGUCGCCGUCUUCGUCUAACGCUUCGGUUCGCAAGAAGAUAAAGCCCAGUGGACCCAAGCCUCGACCCCCAAAAUCGUCAUCCAAAUCUUCUUCAGCUCAGGAUGAGAUCGAGAUAGAGAUCGCCGAAGUCUUGUACGGUAUGAUGAGACAGCCUCAAGGGAUUUCUAAGCAAGAACCGUUGGCGAAUGAUUUAUUGAAGUUUGACUCCAGGGACCCUGGCAAAUCUUCCGGUGAUGGCAAGUCCAGGGUAUCUUCACCGAUCUCGAAUUCACAAUCUGCACCGCCUGUGUCAUCAGCAGUUCCGCCCCAAGGUUCGAAUACUACUACAACUCCCUUAUCUGCUGUUGCACCCAAGAGGAAAAGACCUCGUCCCCCGAAGGAUGAGGGUGAAAAUCCAACGAAUUUUGCCGUUCGGAAUGGCUCCAUUGCAUCAACCUCAAAGGCCGAAAGUGAUCAGGCUUCUAAAGUCGAAACUUGUUCGCCAAAUUUUGAUAAAACCGCUGGAUCUGCAUCCGAAAAUGGCGGUUUGUCAUGCAGUUUACCCAGUUCCCAAGUCGUUCCGCCGCAACCUGAGGCUCAGCCGGAGUCGAUUAAGUUGGAAAGGAACAUGUCUUCGGAUUCUAAGACUGCGACGGAAGACUCAGAAAGGCCAGAUGUGGGAAUGAGGAAGGAGCCUCAGUCUCCGAAGAAGGAAUCCGUUGUGCCGAAAUUAGAUGACGACUCUGAGGAUGUGAAAGCGUCUAAAUCGACCCAAAUCAUUUCCGAGUGUGUGAGCCAGCGGGAAGAGAAGAUCCAGAUAGAUCUGAUGGCGCCACCUCCUCCAUCAAGACAUUCUCCAGAAAGAGAGGUGGAAAUUAAUUUUGCAGCUGGGGGUCCGCAGCAUUUGGCGGCAGAAUCUGGAAUGCAGGAGACGAAGCCAAUGGUAAAAGAAGAUGAGAAGUCACAGAAGAUGAACAAGGAUGAGGCGGUGGCUGUCGGAGCUGAUAAGAAGAGAGCAGCGGUGGACGAUGCCAAUACCCUAAAACCAGACAACAUUCAAAAAGAAAUGAGUAGCGAUCUACGGGUGAAUUUAGAGGGCACUAAUAAAGAUAAUGGCGGUGGCAACAUGGUUGGGAAGAGGCAUCAACAGAACGCCCAGAGGCAGCCGCAACAAUCGAACUCAGAGAAAGCCGUUCAAUGCAGCUCUGUGCCUCUGCCGAUCUCUGUUCCCGGCUGGUCCGGCGGGCUUCCUCCUAUGGGAUACAUGACGCCUCUACAAGGAGUUGUAUCCAUGGACGGCACCGCCGUAUCUUCUCCAGCAAUACCACCACCUCAUCUACUUUUCAAUCAGCCUCGGCCCAAAAGAUGUUUUACCCAUUGCUACAUUGCUCGCGCUAUAUCAUAUCACCAACAGGUUGUAAGGAUGAGUCCGUUCUGGCCUGCGGCAGCAGGUUCUGCAUCAUUAUACGGUGCUAAGGCCUGCAAUCUGGGUAUGGUACCUUCUACCGAAUCACAAGGUAAUAUUGUCAGCAGGACUGCAAACUCUGCUCAAGACAAAGGGCAUAGUCUUGCCAUAUUUCCAGGUCAUCUUGGGAAGGAAAAAGGCUCCCAGGCUGCCAACAUUGAGAAUGCACAGAGAAAGCAAAUAUUGCUUCAGCAAGCUCUGCCCCCAGGAGCACCUAGUAAUAUAUUGCAUGGUCCUGCUUUCAUCUUCCCACUGAACCAACAGCAGGCAGCUGCUGCUGCGUCCGUUCGACCUGGAUCUGUGAAGUCUCUGCCUUCUACAGGCACUGGGAUAUCAUCAUCUAGUACAUCUGGUGCAGUCUCGACAAGUGCUUCUGCUACGGGGCCUGCAUCUGCACCAACAAUGAACUUCAGCUACCCUAAUAUGCCUGGCAACGAAACUCAAUACCUGGCAAUUUUGCAGAAUAAUCCAUACCCGUUCCCCAUUCCAGCACAUGUUGGCGGCCCACCUGCAUACCGAGGAACCCAUGCCCAAGCUCUGCCAUUCUUCAAUGGUUCUUUCUAUCCUCCUCAAUUGCUCCACCCUUCACAGCUUCAGCAGCAGCAACUUCCUGCUCAAUCUCAACAGAAUCAACAUGGUCUUCAGAGCACAAAUAUGUCUAGUGGUUCAUCACAUUCACAAAAGCAUUUGCAGAAUCAGCAACAAAAGCCUAAUGCUGCUGGCACGAGUGGUGCUGGAAGCUUGCAAGGUUUUCCUGCCUCAUCCAAAACCCAGCCAGCACAGUCACAGCAGCACCAGCAACAGAGGCAGCAUCUGCCCAAUCAUCAUGCUUCUCAUCCUGAGAUGGGUGGUGAAGAUAGCCCAUCUACUGCAGAUAGUAGGCUCUCUCGUGCUCCUAUGAAUAUGUAUGGCCACAACUUUGCAAUGCCAAUGCACCCCCCAAAUUUUGCUGUGAUGACACCUGCGUCAAUUGGUAGUGCAGGUGCUGCUACCAGUGCUAAUGGCAGUCACAAUGAAAAGAAGCAACAGCAGCAUACUGGUACAAAAGCUGGAGUGGAAGCUUCUCAGGCAUUUGCCAUAUCAUUUGCGUCCAUUAAUGGCGCUAGUACUGCCACUGGCCUUGACCUCUCAUCUAUUGCCCAGAACCAUCAAAUUAUGCAGGGCCAAAACUUUCAAAUAAUGGCAGCUCAAGCUGCUCAGCAGAAGAAAAACUAUCGUGUCUCGGAAGCGGGGAAAACUGGAGGUGAUUCUUGUAACCCAGAUGAAGACAGGAAAGCAAUGGCAGGAAAAGCUCCUGCAACCGGAGGACAGUCCAUUGUUUUCUCUAGGUCAGAGGUGUCAGAUCCCUCAAUAUCUGCAAUUACAGGGAACACCGUCAUUGAUAGCUCAGCCCGAACUCUCAACCUUGGUUCUGGUACAUCCCGGGCUUUGGCUUCUGGCAUGCCUGCUACAUUCAAUAACAGCACUGUCAGUUCUCAGCAGCAGAUGCAGCGAAACCAGCAACAGCAGCAAACAAUUCAGAUUCAAAAGCAUCAAUUAGCAACAGCUGCUCCGCGAAGCAAGACACCAUCCUCAAGUAAUGGAAAUGUCUACUCAGAUCACCUUCCUUCUGCUUCUUCGGUGGCCAACAACUUUACCAGUGCUGUAUCUGCAUAUCCUCAAAACCUUGCACAAAGCAGCAGUGCUGCAGCUCAGUCACCUCAAUGGAAGAAUUCUGUGAGGCCAAUUACUUCUCAGCCUCCUCCGUCAAUGUCGACACCUUCAUCAGCUAAAACUGUUCCUCAGCAGCAGGCUCGUUCUCAGCAAGGUCACACACAAAUAUCUUUUGCGACCAAUCUUAAAUCCUCUACUGCAACCCAAGGGCAACCUCCAGGCUCCACCCAUUCUCCAUCUCCAAUUAUGGGUGGCUCACCAACAACGUCCUCAAUUUCCAAAAGCGGGGGUAGCCCACGUACAAUGUCUACGUCAACUGGCAGUAAGGUUGGCCAGGCUUCUUUAUCAACUCAGCAACCUAAGAGUUCACAAGCAAUGCCGAGUCAGAAGUCUUCACCUGUUGGUGGGAGGAAUGCACCGUCAAUCCUUAGUGGCUCGCAGCUGAUUCCAUCUUCUGGCACUGGGGCGAAACCCCAAUUGCCACAACAGCAGCCGCAGCUAUCUAAGCAAACAUUACAGCAGGCGCAGCUAUACUUCUCAAGUGCUUAUAUGAAUCCCCAAGCAACACAAUCAGGUAGUUCCCCCUCUACAACUUCGGCUACAAGUGGGUACUACCUUCAAAGACGUGCCCCUGAUUCUCAUAUGCAGCCGCAAAGCUCGUCAGGCACUUCCUCUAAUGGCAUGCUGUCCUUCUGUACUCCAGUUACGAUUGUUAAUACCAGCUCUACUGAUUCUUCUAAGAUCGCUGUUGCAGCAAGCAAUUUGAAAGGUGCUGGUUUAUCAACGCAAGGUUUCAUGCAUCCUGCACACUUUGCUGCAGCGCAACAAUCUGGAAGCCACCAUCAGUUUGUUGCGGGCUUCCCUUAUGCUGUGUCUGCUGCAGUUCAAGUGAAGCCAGCGGAGCAGAAACAACCUGCAGGUGAGUAAAAUGAUGUCGUUGGUGGUUUACUUCACUGUGCAUAUGGGAAACAAAGCGGAAAUGCAAUCUGAGUAAAAGUGGUUAUAACUUGGAUUAAUUUUUUUGGAGUGGAAGACGGUGUCUUUCUCAUGUGGUCAUGCCAUUUUGCAAUGUGCGCGUUCGAAGGAGAUGGAAGGUGCAAAUAUGAGCAUACCACGGCCUCGAGAUAUGAAUCAAAUGGGAAGAGACUUUUUCAUUAUUUUGGACGGAAAGUCUGACGAACUAUAUGGAAUGUGCGUGAAGUGAAGUGUGUGUAGCAAUCUCUGUACACUUGUGUUUAUAAUCUGACAAGGUUGAUCUUGAAGUCUAAUCAAAAUUCUUUUUGUUCUUUGGAGAAGUGGGGUUGAUGUGGGGAGAAACUGCUUUUGGACCAGUACUUGUUGGCAGGAUUAGUAUGAAAGGAUGAAAGUUGAAACAAGGUGGAGGAAAGGAGGGCAAGAGCCACCUUUCCGUUGGGUUUGUAAUGGAAGCCUUCCUACAUUUUCUUUCUCCUCCCGGUUGUUCUCCUUUCAUCUUGAUGUUGUUAUUGUUGUUGCUUUCUAGACUAGAAAGAGGAGCAGGAAACAUCUUUUGACAUAUCUAUAUGGAAGAGCAUGAGAUAUGUAUCAUUGUAGCAGAAUAUAAUAGAGGUAGCCACAAAAUUUGCUACUUGCUAGUCCCUCUUUUGAGCUGUUGUGAUUCCUGUGCAAUGCAAUUUCUUUUCACCUGGGUCAGCAAUAGCCCAGAUCGAAUGCUAAUCGCCGUGUAUUAAUAGUAUUUUUUUUUCCCCA